Plectropomus leopardus (leopard coralgrouper) is the source of this 1394-nucleotide messenger RNA. It is a transcript of the gene klhdc8b, whose product is annotated as kelch domain containing 8B. Gene Ontology annotation, cellular component: intercellular bridge; cellularization cleavage furrow; midbody. Gene Ontology annotation, molecular function: protein binding. The record is from RefSeq and is a predicted model, not a curated record. NCBI's taxonomy places the organism in Eukaryota, Metazoa, Chordata, Actinopteri, Perciformes, Serranidae. Gene Ontology annotation, biological process: nuclear chromosome segregation; mitotic cytokinetic process; mitotic nuclear division.
ACUCUCCUCAUUCUGUCUCUCUUCCUUUUUCCCCAUUCUGUCCAUUCCUGUACGCACUUGCAUCCCUAUCCUCCUCAUCCCCUCUCCUUCUACCCAUUUUUCGCUUUCUCUUCCCCACUGUGGUCACGGGGGUUCAAGCGGUCACUCAAACAGACGGAAACAAGCUUGUGCCUCCGCUUGUUUCUCAGUUUUGCUCCACCGUUGCACUCCACUACCCUCCUCCUCCUCCCCGGCGCGGUGUGUGAUGGUGUGUCCCCUCCUCUCUGUCCUGGAGACAUGCCUGUGCAGGAGAUGGCGGUGAGUCCUGUUAAGUCCCUGUACUGGGAGCAGUUCCCCCCCAUGUCGCAGCGCCGCGUCUACUGCACUCCCGUCUACCACGAAGGCCUGCUCUACGUGCUUGGGGGCUGCAGCGAGACUGGCAUGCCUCUGGACAGCGUCGAGGUCCUGGAUGUAGAGAGCCAGACGUGGAGCCAGCUGCCGCCGCUGCCUACUGCGCGAGCAGGAGCCUCGGCUGUGGCGUUGGGAGGACAGGUGAUGGUGCUUGGGGGAAUGAACCAACAACAGACCCCCCUGGCAUCUGUGGAGAUGUACCACCCGGAUGAGGGCAAAUGGGAGACGAAGUCCAGCCUGGGUCAGCCAUCCAUGGGAGUCACUACCAUUGAGAAAGAUGGAAAGGUGUAUGCGUUGGGAGGUAUGGGAGCCGACACAACGCCGCAGGCCCUGGUGAGAGUUUAUGAGGCGGAGAAGGACCAGUGGCAGCCAAUGACCUCCAUGCCCACGCCGCGGUACGGAGCCACGCCCUUCGUAAGAGGAAACAAAAUCUACAUGAUGGGUGGCCGUCAGGGAAAGAUGCCAGUGACGGCGCUUGAGGCUUUUGACCUGGAGAUGAAGAGCUGGACACGUUACCCCUGCAUCCCAAGCCGAAGGGCCUUUUCCUGCUGCGCCACAAAUGAGCGAAGCCUUUUCAGCCUGGGGGGCCUUCAGCAACCAGGGCCACAUAACUUCUACUCCAGACCUCACUUUGUCAGUACCAUGGAGGAGUACGAUUUGGAUCAAGGUAUCUGGAUCAAACCCAGCCGAACAUCCAGGAUGAGGGAGAAGAGGGCCGACUUUGUGGCGGGAUGCCUGGGAGGAAGGGUGAUCGCAGCUGGUGGUCUAGGUAAUGAACCAUCACCAUUGGGUACGGUGGAGAGCUACAACCCGGUGAAGCGGCGCUGGGAGUAUGUGGCGCCUAUGCCAACUGCACGCUGCUCCUCAUCCCUCCUGCAGACAAGCAGCAUGCUCUUUGUGAUUGGCGGAGUUGCCCAGGGACCCAGUAACGCUGUGGAAGCCCUCUGCUUACCGGAAACAGUGUGAGACAUGCACACACGCUAUCACACACACUAGGGGGUGCA